Molecule: messenger RNA, 1502 nt
Organism: Zea mays
Lineage: Eukaryota; Viridiplantae; Streptophyta; Magnoliopsida; Poales; Poaceae
Product: transcription factor BHLH148
Exons: 3
Coding region: 305-1198 (297 amino acids)
Molecular function (GO): protein dimerization activity
Source: RefSeq, a predicted model, not a curated record
AAUGCCAAGAUUUCGGUUAGUUUAGUUCCUCUCCCAACAAACUAGUACAAUUUUAAUAUACUACUAAAAUUGCCCCACGCUUUCAACGUGCAUCGCGUUCGCGCGCCGAUCGGUCAAACAAGCCGCGCGCGUAGCGCCAGUUUGACACCUUGACUUGUUGCAAUGCAGAAGCUUCCACUCGCCGGUCAGCUGCGUUCGUGCCUCGGAACGUAUAUAAGCGCGGGCGCGCCACCAUGCGAGCGCGGCGAGGGACGCACGCGGCACGCCUACUAUCUAUAUCUUGCGCGCGUGCGGCCGGCCGGCCAUGGAUCCGUUCUACUUCGGCCCGGACCAGCUGGAUGCCGCCGCCGUCGACGAGGACUACCUGACGAGCCUCGGCCUGGUGGUCCUCUCGCCGGAGCCAGUGGCGCCGUUGCCUGGCGGCGCAUUUGAGGCGUACCAGCGGCGUGCGCCGGCGUUGCUGGAGCACUCCCUGCAGACGAUGAGCCGGCGGUACAGUGGAGAGCACAACAUGCACCGGAGGAUGUUCAGUUACCUGAGACGCGUAGCUCAUGACGCCGGCGCCGCCGUGGUGGCGGCCCCAGCGUUCCCGGCGCCCGCGCGCGAGAGCGUUCCCGGCUUCGGGGUUGGCACGUCGCAGGCGCCGCGAAGCUCGCGGUUCCGGAACAUCAUGCGCGAGCGGCUGCGGCGGGAGCGCCUCAGCCAGGGAUUCGCCGACCUCCACGCUCUUCUGCCCCACGGCGCGUCGUCAAAAGGUGGCAAGAACGACAUCGUCGGCGCGGCGGCCGGCUACGUCAGGGAGCUGGUGGCCAGGAAGGAGCAGCUCAGCGCCAGGAACCAGGAGCUCCUAGAGAAGGCCGCGAGCCGCUGGAAGCAGCAGGGAGGCACGAGGAGUGGUGUCGGGCGGGGCAUGGUGGUGAAGGUGCAAGCCGAGAGCCAAGACCAUUCGAUGGCGCUUGGUGCGUUUGUGAGGGUGCUCCAGCGGCUCAAGGCCAUGGAGGCCGGGCUGCAGGUGACGGCGAUCCGGACGCGCUUCUCCGCGGGAGGCGUGUGGAUGAACAUCGGAGUGGAAGGCCAGGUAUCCGCUCGUGAUGUGGACAAGUCAAUAACAAACGCCUUGAUAGAGCUGGAGGGGAACGAUCCAAGAAGCAGCAAGCCCAGAUUCAGCUGUCAAGUCGAAACUGUCCAGAUGGAUUGAUCGUGUUUAGUUGUCGAUCAACAUAUAGUAGCAGCUAGAGAUGAUAGUUUAUUCGUUGUGGUUUUAAACCAAUUAUUUAGACUCCUGCAACUAUAAUUCAUAGAGACAAAUCACUGCAGAAAAGUAAAGGUCCGUGGAUUAAAGCCACAGCGAAGAGGCUAGAUCUUUUUCCAAUAUCCGCUGAAACACAAGCGGAAGAAUUCAAUUUAUACCAUUCUUAAACAUGGUGGAUCUAAGAAACACCACUAGAUAUCUAGGUAGUGUUUGGUUGAAGAGCCAAGUAAAACGGAGCCGUUCUGUCCCA